GUGAUCUUUUAUUGAUAUCUCGAGCAGAAAACAUACAUAAAGCCAGAAAACCCAAAUACUCGAUUGUCUCAUGGGCUUGCCCCCUUCGAAGCACGACUACGAAGACGAGGCUUCGAUAAGUCCAGGCUCCUUCACAGUCUUUACACACCGUCGAUACACUGAGUGGUCGAUAUGGCUGGGGGGGGCGAUCUGCCUGCAAGCCGGUGCUCGAACAAUCUCUCUACUGGGGCUUAAGCAAUCUCUCCACCGGGGCUAAAGAAUUCUUUCCACUGGGGCUCAAGCAUUUUCUUCGUUGCGACCACUGCACCCC
Messenger RNA from Mytilinidion resinicola, 310 nucleotides. RefSeq lists its product as uncharacterized. NCBI's taxonomy places the organism in Eukaryota, Fungi, Ascomycota, Dothideomycetes, Mytilinidiales, Mytilinidiaceae. Bases 71 to 256 code for a protein of 61 amino acids. The record is from RefSeq and is a predicted model, not a curated record. The transcript is spliced from 2 exons.